ACUGACUGGAGGGGGGAGGAGGAGUCUGUCCCAGCCUGCAUCUGGCCCGCUCCACUCUCUGUCACCCCGGGCCAAACCCGCCCAGCUCCUCUCACUCACUCUCCGCCUGUUUUCCCGCACGGCUCGGCCCGGACACACACACACACACACACACAGAGCACCCACUCACACCCCGCGAGGACACGGAAUGGAGACGGAAGGGAGCCAGAGCAGCCUGUCCACCGCGGACUCCCCGCAUGACCCCUGCAAAAUGUUCAUAGGUGGACUCAGCUGGCAAACAACACAAGAGGGUCUGAAGGAGUACUUCUGCAAGUAUGGCGAGGUGAAGGAGUGUAUGGUGAUGCGAGAUCCAGUUACUAAGCGCUCGAGAGGGUUCGGAUUCGUCACCUUUGUCGAUCAGGCUGGCGUGGAUAAAGUUUUGGCUCAAACCAGGCACGAGUUGGACUCCAAAACAAUCGAUCCAAAGGUCGCAUUUCCUCGCAGAGCCCAGCCCAAGUUGGUCACUCGAACCAAGAAAAUCUUUGUGGGAGGCCUGUCGGUGAACACGACUAUCGAAGACGUCAAGCAGUACUUCGACCAGUUUGGGAAGGUCGACGAUGCCAUGCUCAUGUUCGACAAGACCACCAACAGACACAGAGGAUUCGGCUUUGUUACAUUUGAGAAUGAAGACGUGGUGGAGAAAGUGUGCGAGAUCCACUUCCACGAGAUCAACAACAAAAUGGUGGAGUGCAAGAAAGCGCAGCCCAAGGAGGUGAUGUCCCCCACCGGCUCGGCCAGGGGGCGCUCUCGGGUGAUGCCGUAUGGGAUGGACGCCUUCAUGCUGGGCAUCGGUAUGCUGGGUUAUCCGGGCUUUCAGACUGCCACCUACACCAGUCGGAGCUAUGCUGGCAUCACUCCUGGAUACACCUACCAGUUUCCUGAGUUCCACUUAGAGAGGACUCCCCUUCUGACUUCACCCCACCCCCCUGAGCUCACAGCCAUUCCUCUCACGGCAUAUGGACCAAUGGCGGCAGCGGCAGCAGCGGCAGUAGUCAGAGGCUCUACCCCGUCUCGUUCUGCUGGAUUUUUAGGUACAAGCAGCCCAGGUCCGAUGGCAGACCUUUAUGGAACAGCCAGUCAGGAAUCGGCCGUCAGCAGUUACCUCAGCGCUGCAAGCCCUGCACCAAGCACUGGAUUCAGCCAUAGUCUGGGGGGCCCUUUGAUUGCCACGGCCUUCACUAACGGCUAUCACUGAGAGUUGCAGAGCUGUAGACUGAGAGCUGGAAGGAGUUGAAGCUGCUUUGGAGCUGAUCUGGCCUGUCUCUGUCCAGUCCACGUCUCCGGCUGGGGUGGCCUAACCUGUAGCCAACCUGCCCUGGUGUCAGCUACAUCCAGUUGACCCUACUGACACCACACUAAACUCCACCACAAUUUUUUAUUUUUUUUUUUUGGGGGGGGGGGGGGGGACUUAAAAGAAAAAAAGAAAAAAAAAACCUGCUCAAAAGGAGCAAAAACGUUUAUCACUACAUGUAAUAGCAACACAUUCAGAUGCUGUAUUUCUUUGUUUUUUUUCCUCUGAUAUGUUUUUGUGAUGGCUGUGUUAUUUCAUGAUCUGUUUUGGCUGUGAUUCAUUGGUUUCUUUGACCUCUUUAAUCUGAUCUCUCUGAGAUGGGAGGAGUUUAAUCUCCAGGUGAUGGCUGUUUGAAGGUCAGGAGAUGUAAAAUGUACUGGAAAGCUGUAUAUUUGUCACUAGUUCAUACUGAAUUUUAACAUUGGGGAUUAAUACUUUUUCUCAAAUGUGUCACAAAGUGUAUAUCUUGGUAGGUUUUUUUUUUUUUAACAAUGACUCGUUACUAAUAAUGGUCAGACGACAAAGGUCAUUAGUCUCUGUUACGUAAUAGGCCUUCAUGAGGUGUACAAUUUUGUAAAAUUUUGUAAAUACGGCUGGUUAGCGGUGAGAGGGUUCUGCAAAAUUUGUGUCAGGGAGGCGGGAGCGUUUUGGAGAAAUGGUACGAUCUCUUUUAUCAAUCUUGACUGAUAGUUUCACAUGAAGGUCGAGAACAUUUCAGUUUGUCUGUCUGUUACUGUAUUUCUCUCCAGGUGUUUAUAAAUGAUGCGUCACGUGAGUCUUACGACAUUGAGGAGCAGUGUCAGAGUUUUGCUUUGAGUUGAGCGGGCGAGGGGCUGCGUACUGAGCGACACUUGCUACUGUUCGGAGACGAGGGGUGUGGAAGCGCUCCUGUCGGGAGAGGAAAAACACGACUUCUUACUUUAUCAUAUUGUUGUUUUAACUGUGAUUUUUAAAUACGUGAUGAUUGUGAAGGCAAAUGAAGGACUGUUACGAUGGAGCAGUCGUGCACAGUUUGCGUUCUGACUGAUUUCCUCUGCAAGAUGAGUUGAUGUUUGUGUGUCAUUUGGUCUUAUUCACAUUGGUUUCCAAUGUGCCAUGUUUUGUUUUGGGGUUUUUUUUUUUUGGGGGGGGGGGUUACCUCUGCUGCAAAUGUGAAAUUUUAAUCUGACCCUUUUUUUUUUUUAAUUAUUAUUAUUAUUAUUACAUUAACAUUGAUAUAAAAGUGUGGGUGGUUGAACCUUUUAGAAAGGUGGGGUCUUAUUAACUCUUGUUUACCUGUCAUACCCACCCCACAGCCAUCCAUCGCUGCAUAUCCACUGGAGGUCACAGACUGUAGCAAUGUGACUUAUUUGUUUUGUUUUGUUUUUGUUUUUUAGACCAAAACACUUAUUUUCAGAGCUACUAGGAUUUUGCACUGGCCGGUCACGAUAAAAUAAAAAAGCACUCCCCAUCUACAAAAUACCAGGUUUUUAAACAUUUUGAUACACUCGCUCUGUCUGCUGCGAGCUACCACGGUAUUUCAAACUCUGAUGCUGAUUUCACUGCAUUAUAACAAUCUUGUCAACACUGUAACAUUUUCUGAUUUUCAUUUUUCUCAUGUUUAUUCCUUUGGAGGAAAGCAAAACUUUUUAACUUUUAUUCCUAAUAAAUUAUUUUAAAACAUUCCA
Pelmatolapia mariae (spotted tilapia) is the source of this 2997-nucleotide messenger RNA. RefSeq names its product musashi RNA binding protein 1b (gene msi1b). The record is from RefSeq and is a predicted model, not a curated record. The transcript is spliced from 15 exons. Gene Ontology annotation, cellular component: cytoplasm. Lineage: Eukaryota; Metazoa; Chordata; Actinopteri; Cichliformes; Cichlidae. Gene Ontology annotation, molecular function: mRNA binding. Gene Ontology annotation, biological process: central nervous system development; regulation of translation. The coding region runs from base 188 to 1234 and encodes 348 amino acids.